UCCCAACUGGCAGAAGACUGGAGGAUACAUUCAGUCAGGAUUUUUCGAUCUCUGACCUUUACAAGUUGAAGAAAUGGAGGUUUGUCUUACAGGACAGACCAUGUGGGAGCCAGCCUGAAGGGGAGUUCAUUGAACAUCACUCACAUCACCUCUCCAUCCAGAAAAUGCACAGUUCUGGACAGCAUGUAGGCACUGCCUACACUGACAUCAAAGGCAGAAUAGUGCCAGUUACUAAACAUUAGAGCACAAUUUUUAUAAAAAUCAAUGAAAUGCAAAAGCAUGACCUCAUAGACCUCAGGAGUAGGACAAGAGGUUCAUGGCUUCUUCUGGUUAUUUCUGGUUAUAACAACCAACUCAUCAUUACAGUAUUCCUGGACUGUUACCUGUAUUUUGCACACAGUAAAAUUUUCCCAGAUUAAUUAAAACUGUGGACAGGUAGAAGAAUUUGGGUUCAUUCUCACUGCUCACUCAUUCACAACUAAACUGGACCCAUUUUCCUUCACUUCCAAAAGAAGAGUGCCCACCAGCACUCCAUCCACGACCUGAUACUUUAAAAGCAGAGGACCAACAAGGAUUGCCUGCACAUCAAGCUCAACACUGCAAUUCUUCAGGCAUGUCCAUCAAGUGCUAUUUUGAACUAGAGUUGCAGAAUCCCAUUGCUCCAAUACUUUAAGACAUGCUUUCAGUGGCCAAGAUCUUGCACUGACAAAAUGUAACAGGAUAAGACCCAGAGGUCAAGGGCAGAGCUCAGGGAGUGAAAUGCAGUGCAGGAACUGCUUCCCAUUGAUGCUUUUUACUGGGCUACCCGAGGAAGCAUUUGCUAGAUCAGAGCAACUGAACCCUUGGGGUUCAGCGAUAUAUAGGAUAAGACAAGCAGCAUGUGGCCUGUGGACUAGGUGCCUGUAUUGAAAUUAAAAAUUCAAGAUAAAAUAGUCAUGGUCCCUGCAGCUUUUAAGCAAAAUGUGUACAAAAUAUUGCCAGAACCCUUUAACUCUGCUCCAACAUGCAGCUUAGGACAGUAGACCCUUCUUAGAGUCCCUGACUUUUGUCAUACCCACUUCUGAUUAUUCUUGGUCACAGUCAUUAACAAUCUUUAGUCCCAUUUCUCUCCACCCCACUAAGAAUGUAAGAAACCAGCAUCUUUCCUCCAGCUGUCCUUAGAGAUACCACAGGAGGCAACCCUUCUCAUUCCCCCUGUCCUCUGAGGUCAAGAAAAAGCAGCCUACCAAACUUUGAUUUCUGUAUCCAUCCCCCCAAAUUCCUUUUAUCUACUCCUAAGGGGAGGAACCCUGUCUUCACCAAGCCUCCUUUCUGGGCAGAUUGGGAUCCUAUUUGAACACGGGCUCAGCAGUGUCUGUACAGCAUCAAGCAGAGACCAAGGUGUGCCCCCCUCAUCUGUAAGAUAGCAUUAAUAAGUGCUGUUACAAAGCCUUUGCAAUCAGGCAAGGGAAAAAUAUGUAGCCUGACCAUAUUAAUUAUAUUCUGAGGGGCCGUAGAAGAGCAAACUGUGUCUGAGGGGCUGUCGAAGAGCAAACUGUGAACAUCUGUGUGUACUCAGAGACAGGCCGGUUGGUCGAAUGCCACCAGAGUUGGUCUGCCAGGAACAGAAACACAUGUAGGUGCUGCAGUAGCAGUUGCGGCACCCAUCGGGAAUGAGGAAACAGAAAAGGAAAUCACCAGUUAACUGCUUCUUACACGUGAUGCUGCAAGUCAGCAAACCUGGGAGAAAUCCCGAGGAAAUAGCAAUUGUUACCCCAUUUCUGGGCAGGCAUGAAGAAAUUGUCCCAGAAUAACAGUAGAAAUACCCUCUUUUCUGUGUGUUUCCCUUUUUAUGAAAAAGGGGCAGAUUUAUGAGUGGGUAUAUAUUGCAGUGGGACUCUUGAGGGAUCAACCAUUUCUCCAGGGAGAAGAAUGAAGCAACGGUUCAGCUGCUUGUUCUGAGACUCUGCUUCAAGUUUUCAGCUUACUGGUCACCCCAUUCCUGAUCCAGCACUGGUAAAGAGGUAAAGGACCAGACAUCUUGGGUCAGAGCAAGGGUAUAUCUAGCUCAGUAUCCUGAAUCCAUGGAAAUUAAUAGAUGAGGGUCAGGGAAAAGAAUAAGAAAAGAGCAAAUGUGCAAGGUGACUUUUCAAGCCUGCAGUAGUCCUCAGCUCAGACACUUCCCCAGCCAAAGACAGGGUUUGUGUUUUAGAGGCCAUGACAGCUUUCUCCCUCAUGAAUCCUUUUAGCUGCUUGUCCUGCCUGCCUUAUUUAAAAUGCUAAUUAUUUUAAACUGACUCCAUCAAAUGCCUAACAAUCAAAAUGGAAAUACCACUGCUAUCCCUAAGCCUGUGGUGCAUCUGAAAGAAGGUCAAGCAUCCUCAUCACUACCAGCAUCACAGGGAAUUUUUCAACUCUUUUCUCCAAAAAGAAAGAAUCAGCAUAGCUCCCCAUCAGUAUCUGCAUUGCUACAGCAGCAGCCAGGGUGCCAAUAAGAUAGAGGUGUCAUCCCUUGUGCUUGCUGCUACCAUCUGCUUGGCCCUUUCUCUUUCUGUAUCCAUGUGGCUGCAAGUUCAUUGUCUGGGGUUGGACACUCGGAAAACGCAAACUGAGCAGGAGGACACACAUUUCCCAGUGUCAGCUGAGAUCCAGGACCCCAAGCUGGACCACUUUGGGUUAAACAUCUGACCUAAUUAGGGGAGAAUAAUCCUGCUGCGAGCCCAGAGGAAUUACCAAAGAGCUGCAUAUUUAUGUGAAGUUGGAUGGGGACAGGGACAUGUAGGAAGUGCAGCAACACUUAUUUCCCUUCCAAAUCCCCCGCAAGACUAAAGCCCAGCUCAGCAUUGCAGGUGGUUGAGCAGAGUAUGUGCCCAGCUGCAGGUCCUUUGAUGUGGGAAGGUCCUCAGAGCAGAAGGGAGCCAGAUGUUAUUCUGAAAUAGGGGCUUCCAGCCUCUAGGUUGCUUCAGGAUUUUUCUCCUGUACCAGUGCAAAAGCUGUGCCCGUAGCCAACACAGGUAGGUUGGAAGAGGUGGCCUUGUCCCAACACCAUGCCUCAGUUCCAAGAAAACUUUGCUGUGUGAGCUGAUUAGACAUGGAGUAGGUUUCGAUCCCUGCUUAGAUGAGAUAAAUUCUCCCACUGCUGCCUCCUCUAGGCACCUGAAACCUAUUUUAGAUUUCACUCUUAUUCCUCUGUUGAUUUUUCCAUAUCCAGGAGGACAGAAGUUGUCCCCUCCUUGGCCUCUCAUAGUCCCCUCCUCUGCCAGCCGUGUCCUACAAGCACAAAAAUGACUCCAGGCCACGAUGAGCUUUCUCCAAGUUGACUGUACCUCUGCAUUUUCCCUCCAGGUGAGCAAGAUCCCUCCACGUGAAAUCCUCCCCACGAUGCUGUUGCUGCUGCUGCUGCAGGUCUCGGCGAGCUGCCUCUGGCUGGGAUGCAGCGAGGUGGUGACAUCCUUUGAAAGAUCGUGCCCUCAGUUUUUUUUCCGGGAAACCCCCCCAAAUGAAGCGCUGGAGCCGGAGAGCCCAGCCUGGAUCUGCCAGCGUUACAGGAACCGGUAUUACUUUGCCACCCUGUACGACAGGAACAGGCGUAUUCCCGUCUACUCUGCUUACCUCUACCAGCCUGGACCUGGCAAGAGACCCAAGACGUGGCUGGUUGAGCCCCAGCUGAUGGGUCCAACUUAUCCCAAAACUAUGGAAAGAGAGUGGACCCUCUUAAAUCAUUUCAAAGUCAGCUCAGAGCAACUCAGCAAGAGCCAGGCUGUCCUCCAAGACUACAAGAACCUGACAGGUUUGAACCGUGGCCAUUUGAACCCCAGCAGCCACCACCCCGACCCCAGCAGCAGGACGGCUACCUUCACCCUCACCAACAUAGUGCCCCAGGAUGAGAAACUCAAUGGUGGUGCCUGGAACAACUACGAGCAGCAAACGAUGAUCAGGAGGACCCAGGGCUGUAACACCACCUACGUCAUUGUGGGCGCCGUGCCCGGAAACAACUACAUUGCCAAGGGGAGGGUUAAUAAACCCAGCCACAUCUGGUCAAGUGCUUGCUGUGAGGUGGACACCAACCGCAGGAAGGCUUGGGCGGUCAUUGCUGAGAACGACAAGAACAAGGUCCAGCUCCUCACACUGGGGGAGCUGGAGGAUGUGUUGACCCAGCUCUACAGAAGGGACCAGGUUUCUCUAUUUGACAGCGACUGUCCCCGGGAAUAAAUCCCACUUCACAUCCCAGGUGUAAAGGACUUGGGAGCUUUCACCACUAGCAGCAUCGCCGCAACUCCUGUGCAGCAUCUGUCCUGCUUCCUUCUCUAGCAGUUUUUCAGCUCUGUCCCUCAGAGCACCUUCUCUUCUGAUAAAAGGGAGGAAGAGGUCAGCAGAGCCUCCAGCUGGUUUGCUUGGUGCUGCUCAUCUUUGGAGGGAGCUCUCAGGGAGUUGUCCUUGCCCUGGCCACUCUGGAGGGGCAGGUUGGAUAACAGACCAUGGGCAAGGAAAUCAGAGCUUCCCACUGGGAAGAGGGGCUUUACCUUUUUUUCCUUUUUUCUCUGUGCCCAUAUACAGAUCAUAUUUCUUUCCUCUCCUCAUUAGAUAUCACUGAUAAUGUGUUUCUGACUUGUCCCUCACCUCCUCAGGAAGGAAGGUGAGUCUAGGACAGUUCAGGUUGUCCAGAGAAGUUGCAGUCGCUAUCUCUGCAGAUACUCAAAACCCAACCAGAUACAGUCCUGGACAACCUGCUCUAGCUGACCCUCCUUGAGCAGGGGUCUGGACUAGAGGACCUCAAGAGGUCCCUCCCAACCUGAACGAUUCAGUGAUUCUGUGAUUGAUCCUGGGGCCAGGAAAACAGAGAUCUGAGGGUCUGUAAGGAUUAUCCUACAAAUGCAUUCUGAACAACACAGCCAAUGACAACAGCAAAGGAUAAAGGGAGAGAGGAAGGUGGAAUGAUGAAAUACAACUAAGCGUAGGAAGAACAUCCCAGAUCUCUGUAGGUCUGUAAAUAAAUAAAACAAGGAGAAGGAAGGAAAUAGCCUACAUCUAAUCACUAGGCUCCCUAACCCUGAACUUACACGGGGACUCUCUGUAAAUUUGCUAGCAGGUUUUUGUUUGCUUACUUUUGAAACCUGCACCUUGAGAGCAGGAGCUGAGGUACCAGGUAACUAGGCUCAGCGAUCAGAUAUACAACAAGGUUUGACCAGUCAAAGAUAAAUUUCUGUGAUACACUGGUUGUAUAAUUUCAUGCUCGGCUCUGCUUCUAGACCUUUCCUGCAAAUUUAUGUGUAACUGAUUUUGUGAAAUGUAUUCAGUGGGUGUAAAAGAUCAAUGUAUUCUGUAUAAUUUAGUUCUUGAGUAGUUUACAAUAUAAAUUAUUUGCUCCAG
This is a messenger RNA of Tyto alba (common barn owl), 5349 nucleotides long. RefSeq names its product endonuclease domain-containing 1 protein. Gene Ontology annotation, molecular function: metal ion binding; hydrolase activity; nucleic acid binding. Bases 3280 to 4191 code for a protein of 303 amino acids. The record is from RefSeq and is a predicted model, not a curated record. NCBI's taxonomy places the organism in Eukaryota, Metazoa, Chordata, Aves, Strigiformes, Tytonidae. The transcript is spliced from 4 exons.